Messenger RNA from Cryptomeria japonica (Japanese cedar), 1249 nucleotides. Its product is annotated as probable carboxylesterase 17. Gene Ontology annotation, molecular function: hydrolase activity. The transcript has a single exon. The record is from RefSeq and is a predicted model, not a curated record. Lineage: Eukaryota; Viridiplantae; Streptophyta; Pinopsida; Cupressales; Cupressaceae. Bases 211 to 1146 code for a protein of 311 amino acids.
AUUUGUUGCAGAAAACAUAAUUUAUACAUUCCAGGAGACAUUUUGUUUUCUUUGUAGUUUUUUUUAUAUAUUUUCUAAUUUUAAUGGAGAGUAGGGUGAGUGGAAUCCAAAAGUAACUAGACAGACUCGAUCCUGAGAUCGCUUGUGCAGGGCUACAGACUUUUCUCUAUAUAUAUUAGACGGAUACAAGCUAUUGUGGAAACAGAAAGAAUGGAAGUUGUGGAAGAAGCAGAAGGGUAUUUUAAGAUCUAUUCAGAUGCCUCUGUGCUGCGCCUUCCACAUCCCACCAUACCCCCCUCUUCACAUUUCACAGACGGCGUUGCAUCCAAGGACGUCGUUAUAAAUCCGGAAACCGGCGUCUGGGCUCGAAUAUUCAGGCCGGAAGCUUCUGGAAAAUUGCCCGUUCUGAUCCAUUUUCACGGGGGCGGAUUCAUCGUUUGUUCCACGGCCUGGGUGGAAUUCCACAACUAUUUUCAUGCUCUGUGUAAAACCGCCGGUAUAAUGAUAGUGUCGGUGGAUUACAGGCUGGCGCCGGAGUACCGGCUGCCGGCGGCAUACGAUGACUGCACGGAGGCCGUCGAAUGGGUCGCAAAGCAUGCCGCCGGGAAGGCAGAGUCGCCGGAGGAGUGGCUGUUGCCGUCCGUCGUGGACUUUUCCCGGUGCUUUUUGGCGGGAGAGAGUGCCGGAGGGAACAUCGUUUACCACGUCGGACUGCGAGUUGCUGAGCUGGACUUGAGGCCGUUAAUGGUGAAGGGAAUCGUUGUUAUUCACCCAUUCUUUGGGGGUGAGGAAAUGGCCGAGUCUGAGAAAAGGCCAGAGGUGUUGAAGUUUGUACAGCUGUCAAAUUCACUUUGGAAUAUAUCUCUGCCUGUGGGGUCCAGUAGAGACCAACCUUUCUGUAAUCCGGCUGUUUUGCCCAUGAAGCCUGGUUUGAAAUUACCGCCGGUUUUGGUGGCCGUAGCAGGAAAAGAUGAACUUAAAGAGAGAGGAGAGAUGUUUUAUGAAUAUUUGAGAAGUUGGGGGAAGGAGGCGGAAUUGAUGGUGGAGGAAGGUGGGGUCCACGGUUACCACGUCAUGUUUCCUGAAUAUGAAGGCACUCCACGGCUCAUACAGCGUGUUUCAGAUUUGGUUAAUAAGCGUUUUUGAAUAUUUUUAAAUCACUUUUCGUUGAUAGUUUGUAUUGGGUUGCCGUUGCUAAAGUUUUUUAUUACCUAUGUAAGGAAAAGUAAUUGGGAAAUUUAAAAAAUAA